Molecule: messenger RNA, 1653 nt
Organism: Durusdinium trenchii
Lineage: Eukaryota; Dinophyceae; Suessiales; Symbiodiniaceae
Source: the annotation of a GenBank genome assembly
AAAGAGUUGAAGGUACCUUGAAGGUACCUGCAGAAAUCGCAUUGCUUGUCGUGCCAAUGAUGGACUGUUGCUAUGGACAGCGAGAGCGCCAUUCGUGUGGCAGCCGAUAUUCUGGAGGAGCAAUUUGGCCCCGUGGUCGCACGUGUUGGGCAUGUGCUCCUUCAGCGAGGUCCCUUGCGCUUCCAAGAGAUCCUUUUCUACGUGCAGGAGACGCAGCAAGAGGCGGUGGAGUUCCCAGCCUUGCGCAAUGCAAUGCUGGUCAUGCUGCAGCAUUCGUUGGUGAGUUACCAAAGCCCAGAUGAGAGCUACCUGCAGGUGUACAAAGCAGAAAGCGAUGAGAUCCUGGCGCGGCUGCGUUUUCCACAAUACCUAGAGUAUGUGGCUGCUGCAAAAGGUGAAGAGGCCGCUGAGAUGCUGCUGUUGACCUUGAAGUACGGCCGCAUCAGCAAAGCACGGCUCCUCAAGGAGGCAGAGGCCGAGAUGCCGCCGCCGGAGCUGGAGAAGCUACUGCAGCAGCUGGUGAAGGAGCGGAUUUUGAGGCCUGACUUUGAUCCCAGGGCUGAAGAGGCUCGAAAGCGGCGCCGCCUCGAGGAUUCCCAAGACAGCAAGGCGGAGACUACGGAGGUGGUCUAUCGCUACGAUCGCGUGAACUUAAACCUUUGCAUUUGCAAGAAUCUUCUUUGCCGGAUUGUGGAGGAGCAGGUGGACGAAUUGGCAGCACAAGUCAUGAUGACCAUGCUGACUUCUGUGGGGCCAGACAGUAACGAACGCGUGAUGGCGAACUGGGUGUCCAUUGAGAGUAUCCAUGAACGACACCUAGGGCUUUUCCCAAAUUCUGGCCGCGAGCGCGAUCCUCAUCGGCUGCGCGAAAAGUUGCGGAGCAAGUUGGACCUUCUUGUCAACAAGGUUGAAUUCCUUCGUCACAGGCGCCAGGCCACGCCCUUGAAUGAGUUCACACGUUUAGCUGACCUGGCGGCGCGUCCUGCAAGAGAUGGGCAUGAAGAGCUUCGCUCAGAGUGGAUUGUGGAUUGGGCGAAAGCAGGCGACUGCUUGCGCUCGCUGACCAUGUCUCAACUGAUUCGUGACCGUUUUGGCCAAGUUGGACUUCGGAUCUUCAACUUGCUGCAAGAAGGAGACCCUCCGCAGAAGCUUGAAGAGAACCACAUCUUCAACAUCUGCAUGAUCCCCUUGCAGGAAGGCCGCGAGAUCUUGCAAUCAAUGGUAAAGCAUUCAGUGCUGAAUUUGCAACAAGUUGCUCGAAACAGUGAUGGUGCGGUAGCCAAUUCACUGUGGCUCUACUAUGUGGAUAUGCGGCGCGUCUGGGCCAGUACGGAGGAGUUGGUGCUGGAUGCCCUGCUGAAUCUGCGCACCCGAUUUCGCUCAGAGAAUGCACGCAUCAUGCCACUGGAGAGCCGUGCCCAGAGUCUGACGGCCAAAGAGCGACUUCUAUUGAAGGAAGGCCGCCGCGUGGAGGACCUCCUUGAACGUGGUUUCCUGGUGUUGGAUUCCGUUCUGCUGGCUGCCAAGUGGAAUGGCUGAGAGGUCUUCUGAGUGGAAGUCGGAGAAGGACGAGCAUCAGAUGUCUCAUGUCCUCGCAAAUGAGUCGUGCGAACUGCUGGAUGUCUUCUGUGUCCUCGCAAAAAAGAGCCGCAU